Molecule: messenger RNA, 2383 nt
Organism: Cebus imitator (Panamanian white-faced capuchin)
Lineage: Eukaryota; Metazoa; Chordata; Mammalia; Primates; Cebidae
Gene: ADAM18
Product: ADAM metallopeptidase domain 18
Exons: 20
Coding region: 48-2294 (748 amino acids)
Biological process (GO): cell adhesion; proteolysis; binding of sperm to zona pellucida
Cellular component (GO): plasma membrane
Molecular function (GO): metalloendopeptidase activity
Source: RefSeq, a predicted model, not a curated record
CCAACGGUCUCUGUCCUCAGCUGUGCUUCCCGCGCUCCGGCCGAGCCAUGUUCCUUCUCCUUACCCUCCUAACUGAGCUUGGGAGGCUGCAAGCCCACCUAGGUUCUGAAGGAAUAUUUCUGCAUGUCACAGUUCCACGCAAGAUGAUGUCAAAUGAGAGUGAAGUUUCAGAGAGGAAGAUUAUUUACAUCAUUACAAUUGAUGGACAGCUGUACACUCUACAUCUCAGAAAGAACUCAUUCUUACCCCAGAACUUUUUGGUUUUUACAUAUAGUGAAACUGGAUCUUUGCAUGCUGAGUCUCCAUAUUUUAUGAUGCAUUGCCAUUACCAAGGAUAUGCUGCCGAAUUUCCAAAUUCAUUUGUGACACUCAGUAUAUGUUCUGGUCUCAGGGGAUUUCUUCAGUUUGAAAAUAUUAGUUAUGGAAUUGAACCAUUGGAAUUUUCAGCAAGAUUUGAACAUAUAAUUUAUCAAAUGAAAAAUAAUGAUCCAAAUGUAUCAAGUUUAGCAGAAAAUUACAGCCAUAUUUGGCAGAAAGACCAGCCCUACAAAGUUCAUUUAAACUCACAGAAAAAAAAUCUUUCAAAACUAUUACCCCAAUAUCUGGAAAUACACAUUAUAGUGGAAAAAGCUUUGUAUGAUUAUAUGGGAUCUGAAAUGAUGACUGUAACACAAAAAAUUGUCCAGGUUAUUGGGCUUGUCAACACAAUGUUUACCCAGUUCAAAUUGACUGUUAUACUGUCUUCCUUGGAAUUAUGGUCAAAUGAAAACCAGAUUUCCACCAGUGGGGAUGCUGAUGCUAUAUUACAAAGAUUUUUGGCAUGGAAACGGGACUAUCUUACCCUACGGCCCCAUGACGUAGCAUACUUACUUGUUUACAGGAAACAUCCUAAAUAUGUGGGAGCAACAUUUCCUGGCACCAUAUGCAAUAAAAGCUAUGAUGCAGGUAUUGUUAUGUAUCCAGAUGCUAUAGGUUUGGAGGGAUUUUCUGUUAUUAUAGCUCAACUGCUUGGCCUUAAUGUAGGAUUAACAUAUGAUGAUGUCACUCAGUGUUCCUGUAUGAGAGCUACAUGCAUCAUGAAUCGUGAAGCGGUGAGUGCCAGCGGUAUAAAGAUUUUUAGCAACUGCAGCAUGCACGACUAUAGAUAUUUUGUUUCAAAACUUGAGGUUAAAUGCCUUCAGAAGUUUUCAAAUUUGCAACCAUUACAUCAAAAUCAACCAGUGUGUGGUAAUGGGAUUUUGGAAUCCAAUGAAGAAUGUGACUGUGGUAAUAAAGAGGAAUGCCAGUUUAAGAAGUGCUGUGAUUAUAAUACAUGUAAACUGAAGGGCUCAGUAAAAUGUGGUUCUGGACCAUGUUGCACAUCAAAGUGUGAGUUGUCAAUGGCAGGCACUCCAUGUAGAAAGAGUAUUGAUCCAGAGUGUGAUUUUACAGAGUACUGCAAUGGAACCUCUAGUAAUUGUGUUCCUGACACUUACGCAUUGAAUGGCCAUUUGUGCAAGUUGGGAACUGCGUAUUGUUAUAAUGGACAAUGUCAAACUACUGAUAACCAGUGUGCCAAGAUAUUUGGAAAAGGUGCUCAAGGUGCUCCACUUGCCUGUUUUAAAGAAGUUAAUUCUCUGAAUGAAAGAUCUGAAAACUGUGGUUUUAAAAAUUCACAACCAUUGCCUUGUGAACAGAACGAUGUUCUCUGUGGAAAAUUAGCUUGUGUUCAGCCACAUAAAAAUACUUAUAAAAGUGACGUUCAAGCCACAGUUUAUUCAUACAUUCAAGACCAUGUAUGUGUAUCUAUAGCCACUGGGACCUCCGUGAGAUCAGAUGGAACAGACAAUGCCUAUGUGGCUGAUGGCACCAUGUGUGGACCAGAAAUGUACUGUGUAAAUAAAACCUGCAGAAAAGCUCUUUUAAUGGGAUAUAACUGUAAUGCCACUACAAAAUGCAAAGGGAAAGGGAUCUGUAAUAAUUUUGGUAAUUGUCAAUGCUUCCCUGGACAUAGACCUCCAGAUUGUAAAUUCCAGAUUGGUUCCCCAGGGGGUAGUAUUGAUGAUGGAAAGUUUCAGAAAUCUGAUGAAUUUUCUACUGAAAAAAGCUACAAUAAACAGUGGAACAACUGGUUUAUUCUGAGUUUCUACAUUUUUCUGCCAUUUUUCAUAAUUUUCAUCAUUGUGAUCUUUAAGAGAAAUGAAAUAAGGAAAUUAUCCAACAGAGAGAAUACAGAAUAUAAGCGUAAUUCAUCCAUUGUACCAGAAAGCUAUGACAUGGGAUAUUGCAAAGAACUUCCACAACAAACAACCUAGAGGAACAAAUGUGCUUUAUAACCCUAUGUUACCCCCAAAUGCAUUGUAAAUGUCAAACUUUUGGAAAAUAAAGCCCACGUAUGCAGAAA